Messenger RNA from Bipolaris maydis ATCC 48331, 336 nucleotides. NCBI's taxonomy places the organism in Eukaryota, Fungi, Ascomycota, Dothideomycetes, Pleosporales, Pleosporaceae. The record is from RefSeq and is a predicted model, not a curated record.
AUGUUACAACUGCGACCAGGGGUGAAGCUGCAUUCGCUAGCGACUGUAUUAGACCAACGAGGCGUUAUAAUAGACAAGUAUUGGAUUCCGCGUGGCACUACCAUUGGUAUGAGUGCUAUGGUACUGAACAAAGACCUAUCUAUCUUUGGCAAUGAUGCCGAGAAAUUUCGAUUAGAUCCCUGGCUGGAAAGCCCCGAUAUAUUUGCCCGCCUUGACAAUAUGAGCAUGACGUUUGGCACUGGUGCAAAAGGUUGUAUAGGUAAGAAUAUUGCUCUCGUAUGUGUCUUCCCACAUUUUCUUACUCUACGUCUUCGAAAUUACACAUUCCCUUGUUGA